Molecule: messenger RNA, 1296 nt
Organism: Spirometra erinaceieuropaei
Lineage: Eukaryota; Metazoa; Platyhelminthes; Cestoda; Diphyllobothriidea; Diphyllobothriidae
Source: the annotation of a GenBank genome assembly
AUGCACAGGGAUUUCGAUGUUAAGCGUUUUAUCGGGAGGGGUUGCUACUCUCUGGUGUUUGAGGCCCGGCAUACUGAGGGCUCAGACGCUGAUAAAUCCUAUGCAUUGAAACGGUUUUUCCUUCAAAACUCAUCUGCCGUCAACUGUGCUCUCCGCGAAAGGCGACUCCUCGAAAGACUCGCUUUAGAGCCCGUCCAGUCACCGUUCCUGCCAACUUUAUUCUACAGUUUUAUGGUUAACGGCGGACCUGUAUUCCUGCUUCGAGAGGGAACCGGAUGCGACUUGUUUGAUUUGCUGCACUCGAACGGUCUUCUUUCGGAGAGUCAGGGCCGAUUCUACGUGUCCGAAAUAAUUAGCGGCCUUGAACACCUUCAUUCUCUUGGCAUCGUCCAUUUAGAUCUCAAACCGGAAAAUGUGCUCAUGUGUCCCACUGGUCAUGUUUUUAUUUCCGAUUUCGAUCGUUCCUACGAUCUUAAUCAGAGCACUGAACGGCCUACAGAGGACGAUUUUACCGGAACUCCCCUUUUUAUGGCUCCAGAAAUAGCCAGAGGAGAGGUUAUCACCACUAAGGCAGACGUCUGGAGUUUGGGAGUAUUAAUGGCGGAAAUGGUCUGUGGUCCCAUCCGUCCUGCCGCCAAAGACCUUGCGGAGGAUCUUCGGUGGGCCAGAGAGGGACGCUAUACUAUCCGACGUCUUAAAAGUCUCACGAAGCCCUUGCAGGCUUUCUUCAGCGCCUGUCUCCAACGAAAGUAUCAACAACGACCCGAUUUGACCGGCGUUAGUCAGCUCCGGUUCUUCAAGCAUGUUAACUGGGAUCAGGUUCGCUCACACAGCCUUACUCCGCCCAUCUCCACGUCACUUCUCAAGCAUCGUCCUACCCGUGAAGCCAUCUGUAAGCUUGAUCCCACUGAUCCACUCCUCUUGGCUUCUGCUUAUGGGAGAGAGCUGCCCGUGACUCGGAAGAAGCUCUGCCAGGCGGUUCAAGGUCAGGGUGAUUCCUCUCCGAUGUUGGCCACUGAACCUCCGGAUUUGGAGGAACUGGCUGCUGCAGGCAUGACGGAGGACACCCUCGUGAAACUGUUUGCCGACUUCACUUUCGUCAACCCCUCUCUUCGCCGUCCAAUUGAACCUGUCGAUAGUUCCCCCGAGCUGUUUUCUCAGUCGGAAAGACCGCCGUCUCCGCCAUUAGACAAAACUUCAGUCUGCUGCGAUGACAGAAUAACAAUGGCAGAGGAUCAGCUCUAUUCAAAACCUCCUCUCCGCGAACGCAAUCGAAAGUGCUCCGCUGGAGAUUGA